AUGAAUAAGUUCACUCGCGAAGAAACUUUGCAGCUUUUGUCCGAAAUGGGUAUAGAGCUCCCCCCGGCCACAAAACUUACAGACGAAGCGUUGCGGAUGCGCCUCCAAAAAUCGUUGAAUGCAGCACAAUAUCUGUCGGACACCUUGACAAGCCUUCCAAUUGAUCCUGGAAGUAUUAAUGUCUGGCCGCGAACCUCCUCCAUCGAGGAUGAACGCUCCGUGCACAAGGCCGUUGCUAGGAACAACAUGGCUGAGGCAAAGGCAAUCUUCGGGGCGCAGCAGAGUGGCAGGGAUAUUGUUGCGGAACUUCAUGAUAUUGUCAUGGUGGACGUUCGCCAGACGCUCAUGUCCAUAGGCAAGCUCUGGGACGAAGGUUUCCGGUGGUGCAUUAUACAAGACCCGCAGCGUCAACUGUCUGCCAUUAACAUGCGGCUGCUCUCAGUACAUGAGGUCGACACCCACACGCCAUUGAUUGCCGUUCUCUACCGACAGUUCGCAAGAGACAAUAAUUCGGAGCUGGGCGCGCGGUGGGUCCAGGCGCAGAUGAGGAGCAAUGGCUCGACGCCAUCUAUCAAGGCGUCGCUGCUGGAGCAGAAAGUGCUAUUAAAAUUGUUGUCCAUGAACGCGAAGCACGUCUCUCCAGGAUUUGUGCCGCACAGACAGCUCCUUGAACAAGACUAUACCAUUUCUUUCUUCCUACCCGUUGGGCCACUCAGCAACAAGGACAUUGCCAAGCUCAACGAGGAAACCGGAUGUGUCUUGUGUGGUAAAGAUCAUGCAAGCCGCUGCAAGCAAUGUCAGUCCGUAUUCUACUGUGGACCUGAAUGCCAGCGGGCGGACUGGCCAGAUCACAAGCACACGUGCCGCUCGCUCAAAGGCGGUACUUGGCGCACCGUCCCUUUCACAAAUGUCCAGCCUGGCAGGGAGGGCAUGCUGGGCGUCCGCAUCAACAGAUAUACACCCCUCAACAGCAUUCGAGACCUCAGCAACAUAAAAUCAUCCACCGACGACGAGGUCAAUCCGGACAUCCACGGCAAGAAGCUGUUCCUCGUGAAGCUACAAAUAACGCCACAUGGGAACGAGUCCAUCAUGGUAUAUGACCGACGGGACUCUUUUACCGUGUUUCUCGUCAGAGACAAGGCUCCAGAUGUCUUCGACGAGAUCAAAAGCGAAAUUCGAGGUCCUCGCGGUGGAUAUUUCGGGGUGAAGACGUAUCGGUGGGCGAAACGUGCGGGCGACUGGGAGUUGAGUAUCUGCGUGGAUAGAGUGCCGCAGACCGACAUCAAGUGGUGA
Laetiporus sulphureus 93-53 is the source of this 1293-nucleotide messenger RNA. RefSeq lists its product as uncharacterized. Gene Ontology annotation, cellular component: nucleus. Gene Ontology annotation, biological process: regulation of transcription by RNA polymerase II. The transcript has 3 exons. Bases 1 to 1293 code for a protein of 430 amino acids. NCBI's taxonomy places the organism in Eukaryota, Fungi, Basidiomycota, Agaricomycetes, Polyporales, Laetiporaceae. The record is from RefSeq and is a predicted model, not a curated record. Gene Ontology annotation, molecular function: DNA-binding transcription factor activity, RNA polymerase II-specific.